AUGGAGCCGCUCAAGUUUGCGCCGUGGACAUCAGAGAUCGACCUAGGCUUUUACUCAGCGCUUGGUAACCUCAAGCUUAACCAUGACAGACUGGACUCUUCAGCCCGCAGAGUACUGGGCGUGUACCAGAUCCAGACAAAGGACAAACCCGAGCGCUCAGCGCGCAUGCAGAUUCACAAUGCCGCCUUGACCCAAGACCAUGUUCCCGCUGGCUUCUAUCGCGGCGAAGGUUACAUCCGCAACUACAACACCAUGGACGAGUACAAGCAAGUCGACAAAGCCGCCCACAUCGAACGCGCAGGACGAACCAUCUGGGACGCCAUCAACGACGGAACCAUCUUCUCAUGUCCCUCGCUAUUAUCCUCUUUCUCAGCCAUCUGCUACGCCGACCUCAAGAAGUUCAAAUUCACAUACCAAUUCGCAUACCCCGCCUUGCACUCGGACCCCACAUGGUCGUGUUCGACUGCUCAAAAGAUCUCACCAAAGGAGACACUCGAGUUGGUUGACAAGGUACAAACAUGGAGAUACAGCGUCGAUGGAAGACAGCAUGGCUUCUUUCUAGCAAAGAAAAUCAGGGGAGACUUGCUUGAUGACGACCAUGAGUCACACACCCCGCUUGACGAACCCGAUGACCGAGACUUUGAGCAUGACCACAAGCCCGAUGACACACCAGACUACCGUUGGAAGAUUGCUGCCCUUGCAAACUAUGAGACGGGCUUCUUCAACGAUGUUGACGCCGAUGAUCAAUACAUCUGUUUCGCCGACCCCUCGACCUUCGAGUCCAAUCCUGGAUGGAUGCUAAGAAAUCUGCUCGUCCUGGUUCGUCAACGAUGGAGGCUCGACAAGCUUCAGAUUAUGUGCUAUCGCGACACCCAUGUUCGUCGGGAGGACCCACACAGCAUCUUCUUCAAGGCCGAAUCGAUCCCACCAUCAGAGCGUGGCCCCAUGCCAAAGAUUACAGGGUGGGAGCGCGACACAAGAUCUAGAAACUCUUCUCGUAUCGUUGACAUGGGCGCGUACAUGGAUCCCACUCGCCUUGCUGAUGCAGCCGUCGACUUGAACUUGAAGCUCAUCAAGUGGCGUAUUGCUCCUUCAAUCGAUCUCGACAUCAUCAAGGAGACCAAAUGUCUUCUGCUAGGUGCAGGCACUCUCGGCUCGUACGUCUCACGCUGCCUAAUCGGCUGGGGCGUGAGGAAAAUCACUUUUGUCGACAACGCCAAAGUCAGUUACAGCAACCCCGUCCGUCAGCCGCUCUUCACCUUUGACGACUGUCUGAACGGAGGAUCUCCGAAGGCCGAAACAGCUGCUCAGGCGCUCAAGAAGAUUUACCCUAGUCUCGAUGCCAUAGGCCAUCAAAUCUCGGUCCCAAUGGCCGGUCACCCCAUCAUGGAUGAGAAGAAAGUCAGAGCCGACUUCGACAAGCUACAACAACUCAUUGCAGAUCAUGAUGCCAUCUUUCUGCUUAUGGAUUCACGCGAGUCACGCUGGCUACCGACAGUUAUGGCUAAAGCAGCAGGCAAGAUUGUCAUCAACGCUGCUCUGGGUUUCGACUCAUACAUGGUGAUGCGACAUGGUGUACCCUCACAGCCUGAACAAGAGAGGCUAGGCUGCUACUUCUGUAACGAUGUAGUCGCUCCCGCCGACUCCCAAAAAUCAGCUACGCUCGAUCAACAAUGCACAGUCACCCGUGCCGGCGCCGCACCCAUGGCUUCGGCCCAGGCCGUCGAACUCUUGGUCUCCAUACUCCAACAUCCUGACAAAGCAGCCGCACCUGCCCCUCCGGUGAACGACCCAGAGGCUCAGCACCCGAAUCACCCCCUUGGCAGUGUACCACACACCCUACGCGGCUACCUCUCGAGCUGGCGCAUCCUCAAAAUCAGAGGCCAAGCUUACAACUGCUGUUCAGCCUGUUCGCCUACCAUCGUCAAGCUUUACAAUGACGCUGGCUGGGACUUUGUAAAGCGUGCCAUUAACGAGAAUGGAUACGUUGAGGAAGUAUCUGGGUUGGCAGCAGUCCAGAAGGGAGUCGAUGAUCUAGAGGACGAUCUGGCUUGGAGUGAAGGCGAAGAGGACACUGAAGAAGCUGAGCUCAUUUAG
Aureobasidium pullulans EXF-150 is the source of this 2097-nucleotide messenger RNA. Its product is annotated as E1-like protein-activating. Gene Ontology annotation, molecular function: Atg12 activating enzyme activity; Atg8 activating enzyme activity. Bases 1 to 2097 code for a protein of 698 amino acids. The transcript has 3 exons. Gene Ontology annotation, cellular component: phagophore assembly site; cytoplasm. Lineage: Eukaryota; Fungi; Ascomycota; Dothideomycetes; Dothideales; Saccotheciaceae. The record is from RefSeq and is a predicted model, not a curated record. Gene Ontology annotation, biological process: autophagosome assembly; cellular response to nitrogen starvation; piecemeal microautophagy of the nucleus.